Racocetra fulgida is the source of this 593-nucleotide messenger RNA. Lineage: Eukaryota; Fungi; Glomeromycota; Glomeromycetes; Diversisporales; Gigasporaceae. The record is from the annotation of a GenBank genome assembly.
UUAACCUUGUUAAUAAGACGGGUUAUGAAUAUCCGGUUGGAGAAGCUUACGAGAAGGCUGUCAAACAAUUGGAUGAUUCCAGACUGCUUUAUUAUCAUUUUGAUUUUCAUCAUGAGUGUCGAAAAAUGCAAUGGGAUAGGAUUCAAAUUUUAAUUGACUCAAUUGAAGAAGAAUUGCUACAACAAGGUGAAGAAUUAGAAAAUAAUAAUGUUACUUACAAGUAUCAGACAUCUGUGGUUCGCACCAAUUGCAUGGACUGCCUUGAUCGUACAAAUGUUGUACAAUCUGCUUUGGCUAAAUGGACACUAACCCAACAAUUGCGAAGUGUUGGUGUGCUGAGCAACAAAGAAAGAAUUGAAGAAAUUGUCGAUUUCAUGGAAAAAUUUAGAAAUGGUAUGUGUAAAAGCAUUAAGCAAUUUUCAUAUGAAAAUUUAAAUCCUAAUGCGUUAUUUAACGACAUAACUCGUAUUCCAUACUCCGGAACAGGUGCCAUGAAAACCGAUUAUACUAGAACUAAGCAAGGGGCUGCUAUGGAUUUACAAACUGCUGUUACUCGUUAUAUGAUGAAUAACUUUAUGGAUGGGUCACGACAG